This is a messenger RNA of Galendromus occidentalis (western predatory mite), 1422 nucleotides long. Its product is annotated as queuosine salvage protein. The transcript is spliced from 9 exons. NCBI's taxonomy places the organism in Eukaryota, Metazoa, Arthropoda, Arachnida, Mesostigmata, Phytoseiidae. The coding region runs from base 158 to 1168 and encodes 336 amino acids. The record is from RefSeq and is a predicted model, not a curated record.
GCUCUUGCUCGCGAUCGUUGUGUAGAUGCAAGUCAGCUGCUGAAGGCGGUCACUGCCGGCAGACCUCUCGUGCUUUCGGUAGAAUAAAUUUCAAAGCUGGAGGAGCUUGGACUCGGUCGUUAAGCACCUUCGCGGGACCAAUCUUCUGACCGGCGUAAUGAAUACCGAGGAUAAUGAUAUGGGAACUCUCGGCCCUCGGGCAAGCGCGGAAUUCAUCAUGACGAAAGCCAAAGAUGUCAGGAUCGAUCUCGAUGCGGCUCGCAAGCUCGCCCGCCAUAUCCACGAAGCGACGGCUAGCAAUCCAUACGACCUGAAGGCCUGGAAGGAAGCGGGGCUCCAUCCCAAGGAAAUGAGCGACGCAACGGUCGAGUGGAUAUUCGUAGUAGACCUGCUCAACUUUUCCUUCUGGUCUCCGACAUACCAGGUGGAAUAUGAGGGUCAAAUGCACACGGGUUACUGGGCACUCUGCGCCUGCUUGAAUCGAGCUCUAAAGGAUGCGGUACCAAUCACAUCGGCGACAUUCUACGCCAGCGUCUCGAGGGAAAAGCUCAAGGAGGUUUUCAGAGGUCACAAUGACAGUGAAAUUCCACUCUUUGACGAAAGACUGAAUAUUCUACACCAGGCCGGACGGAAACUCCUCGAGCAAUACGGCGGCAAGUUUUCGAACUGUUUGCUGCAGUGCGGAAACGAUGUCGAUAAGCUGCUGCGGUUAGUCACAGCGGAGUUCCCGUCAUUCAGGGACCAAGCUGUUUUCGAAGGUCGUCAAGUUUCGUUCUACAAGAGAGCUCAGAUCCUUGUCGCAGACCUCUGGGCAUGCUUCGAGGGGAAAUCAUAUGGAGAGUUCCACAACAUCGAUAACGUCACUUGCUUCGCCGAUUAUCGAGUACCCCAGAUUUUGGCCCAUUUCGGAGUCAUAAUCUACAGCGAAACUCUGCGGAAGCUCUUGGAUAGUGGGGCUCUUCUGCAGAAUGAGCAGCGCGAAGUUUGUGAAAUCAGGGGAGCAACGAUAUCCGCCUGCGAGAAAAUUCGCGAUGUUCUUCAGAGCGAAUUCAGAUCACCGAUGAAUGCGAUUCUGGUAGACUUCUAUCUCUGGGGCUACCGCAGAGCCCAUGCGAAAGAAGUGGACGCAACAACUCCUUAUCACAGGGUGCGCUGCAUCUACUACUAGUGCAGCUGAGGGAAAGACAAAACCCUCGAUCCCUGACCCACAUCCCGAUUCGUGAAGCGAUUCCCGCGGGAUUGCAUCUUUCCGCGUUCGCCGGCCAACAUAUUCGGGAUGAAUGUUUCCAUGCUAAGCCUUCAAGAAACUCAUUCCCAAUAUCUUUCUGGUGAGAACCUCCUUCUGAGUUUGAAUUUGUGUCCAAAGUUCGAAAAGAAAACGUCUUUGGGAUAUAAUAAAUAAUUCGCUCCUCUACGAAAUAA